This is a messenger RNA of Paramormyrops kingsleyae, 1292 nucleotides long. Its product is annotated as transmembrane protein 26-like. The record is from RefSeq and is a predicted model, not a curated record. Lineage: Eukaryota; Metazoa; Chordata; Actinopteri; Osteoglossiformes; Mormyridae.
UCGAAAGUAGCGGGGUGGUAACCCUCCUACACUGAGAUCCUCUGCAUCCGGAGUUGUACAGUACUUUAACAGAGAUAACAGUGUUGGCUCCCUUCACGAAUAAGUUUCAAAGUUUAAGGGGAGGACAAUGGCUUUAUUAAAGUUAAUAUGCGCGAUUAUUACCCGAUGUUUGUUCAUCAUUGUAGCCUUUUUGGGGGUCUCGUUAGUUAUCCGGGUUACAAAAGAUAGUCGUUAUUGGUUGCUGACUCUUCUGUUCAUACCUCUCAUUUUGGAAAUGUUCUUAACUUUUAAAUUACGAAAAGGCGAGGACUGCAAGUGGUUCUCGCCAGCCAUCUUGCUGUUCCUCAUCAGCAUCAUACCCUCCAUAUGGAUUUUGGAACUGUACCAUCAAGAAAAUGAAUUAAAUUAUCCACAGUGUGGCAACCUGAAUUUAACAGAAAAUGUAAGGAGCAUUUUAAAUAAGACCAGAAACAAUGAGAAAAUCAGGGAACUGGAUGGACUUCUGUCUAAAGUGUGUGUCAAUGACUGGAUUCUUGCUCUUCACCAAAUCCUGCUCAUCCUCCUGAUUGUGGGAAAGUGGCUGCUGCCUAAAGGAGGCAGUGUCACCAGAGACGGGCUUUCACAGCUCCUGCUCAUUUUCGUUGGUAUAGCUGCAGACAUACUGGAGUUUACAAGUGAGACACUGUCAGAUGUGAAGGAAAGUAAGCCCGAGUUUGUGUACGUAAUACUUGGUGUGUGGACUUGGAGUAUGUUACAAUUUCCUUUCCAUGUGGCAGUGGUGAUCCCUGGUUCAGCAGACGCUACUGAAGAUCAAAGCAUGUCCCGCUUUAGAAGACACUUCAAUGACAUCUGGGGCAUAACUGAAAGUGUGUUAGCCCACGAUGGUCCCUUCCUUGUGGUUAGACUGCUGCUCAUGAUCAAUCACAAAGUGUUCCACAGAAAGUUGGUGUUCUUUACUAUUAAAAAUUUCCUUGUUAUUAUCCUCAGUUUUUACCGCUUAUAUGUUAUUAUGUCAGAAUAGGUAGAAAUCUCAGAAAAAGACCCUGUGUAGGAAGGAUGAUGUAAUAAUAUUGUAUUUGACAUCUUAAUAUAUUACAUAUUGUGUAAUAAAUUAUACAUGAACAUGUUGCAAAUGUCAUCAACUUCAAAUUUUUGGAACAUAUGCAUUUGCAUAUUUAUGAGAUACUUCCUGGGAUAGGUACUAGGCUUGAUCUGACCUUAACCUGGAUGAGGAAAUGAUAGAAAGAACAGAAGGACAGAAGGAUGGAAUGUAAUAUUGACAAAUAAAAAAA